Myotis lucifugus (little brown bat) is the source of this 1485-nucleotide messenger RNA. RefSeq names its product putative neutral ceramidase C. Lineage: Eukaryota; Metazoa; Chordata; Mammalia; Chiroptera; Vespertilionidae. The transcript is spliced from 14 exons. Gene Ontology annotation, cellular component: extracellular region. The record is from RefSeq and is a predicted model, not a curated record. Gene Ontology annotation, molecular function: N-acylsphingosine amidohydrolase activity. Gene Ontology annotation, biological process: sphingosine biosynthetic process; ceramide catabolic process; long-chain fatty acid biosynthetic process. Bases 18 to 1397 code for a protein of 459 amino acids.
AUGGUAUAAUAAUCUGAAUGAGGACAGAUGCCGAGUCCUUUUCACUGGUCCAGACAUCCCUCUUCAUGGGGCCGUUUGUAGCAGCCUUUGCUUCAUCAAACCUAGGAGAUGUGUCCCCCAAUAUUCUCGGCCCACGUUGUGCCAACACAGGAGAGUCCUGUGAUAACGCCAACAGCACUUGUCCCAUUGGCGGGGCUACCAUGUGCAUGGCUAGGGGACCUGGACAGGAUAUGCUCGACAGCACACAAAUUAUAGGACGGGCCCUCUACCAGAAAGCUACGGCGCUGUAUGCCCUGGCUUCCCAGGAGUUAACUGGACCGCUGACUUCGGCUCAUCAGUGGGUGAAUAUGACAGACGUCACUGUCUCACUCAAUUCCACACACACGGCAAAGACAUGUAAGCCAGCGCUGGGCUACAGUUUCGCAGCUGGCACAAUCGAUGGAGCUGGGACCUUCAACUUCACGCAGGGGACAACGGUAUCAGAUCCAUUUUGGGACACUCUUCGGGAUCAGCUCUUCGGCAGGCCCUCUGAUGAAAUGAAAGAGUGUCAGAAACCAAAGCCCGUCCUUAUUCACACUGGCGAGCUGUCCAAACCUCAUCCCUGGCACCCGGACAUUGUUGACGUUCAGAUCAUUACUCUUGGGACCUUGGCCAUAACUGCGAUCCCUGGGGAGCUUACGACCAUGUCUGGACGAAGACUUCGGGAGGCAAUUAAAGCAGAGUUUGCAACUUAUGGGAUGCAGAAUAUGACUGUUGUUAUUUCGGGUCUGUGCAAUGUAUAUACACAUUACAUUGCCACCUAUGAAGAAUACCAGGUUCAGCGGUAUGAGGCAGCAUCUACAAUUUAUGGACCACACACCCUGUCUGCUUACAUCCAGCUCUACAGAGGCCUUGCUAAGGCCAUUGCUACGGACACAGUGGCCAAUCUGAGCAGAGGUCCAGAGCCUCCAUUUUUCAAAGAUCUGAUAAAGCCAUUAAUUCCUAAUAUCGUGGAUAGAGCACCAAUAGGCAAGAAUUUUGGGGAUGUCCUGCAGCCCUUGAAUUCUAAAUACAGAGUGGGAGAAGUUGCUGAAGUUACAUUUGUAGGUGCUAACCCAAAGAAUUCAGCAGAAAAUCGGACCCAUCAGACUUUCCUCACUGUGGAGAAAUAUGAGGACGCUUCAGCGACAUGGCAGGUGGUACAUAAUGAUGCCUCCUGGGAGACUCGUUUCUAUUGGCACAAGGGAUUAUUGGGUCAUAGCAAUGCAACGAUACAAUGGCAUAUUCCAGAUACUGCCAAGCCUGGGAUCUACAGAAUAAGAUACUUUGGACACAAUCGGAAGCAGGACUUUCUCAAGCCCGCUGUCAUACUUUCAUUUGAAAGUACUUCCUCCGAUUUUGAAGUUGUAACUACUUAGUGAAAAGUUGACACAGCAUUUAAAGUUUUGCUCUGUAUAAAUUAUGUCACUGAUUUUAUAUGAAUGUAAACUAUUCUGAUGACUUCUA